Arabidopsis arenosa is the source of this 855-nucleotide messenger RNA. The record is from the annotation of a GenBank genome assembly. NCBI's taxonomy places the organism in Eukaryota, Viridiplantae, Streptophyta, Magnoliopsida, Brassicales, Brassicaceae.
AUCCCCUUAAGGUAAAUUAUUAAUCCUCUCUCUAAUCUCUUUCCCGUUUCUUCAUCUCUCGAUUCUCCUUUUCUUCUACACAGAUCCUCGAUUCCGAUCCAACAGUUCGAAUUCAGUUUCUGAUUCUGAGAUUUGAUCGGCGAUUAUGGAUUCGAUGACUCCUCAGCUUCUUCAUCCGACGACGACCUCUAGUUCCGAUCGUUCUCGUCGUAAGCGGAAGAAGAAAUCAUCGCCGACGUCUCUUGAUUCAUCUCCGUCACCAUCGACAUCGUUGGAGAAAUGGAGAUCGGAGAAGCAGCAACAGAUCUACUCAACGAAGCUAGUUCGUGCUUUGAAAGAGCUUCGAAUCAGUCAACAACCAUCUUCUUCAUCGUCGUCUUCGGUUCCACGUGGCGGUAGAGCUGUACGUGAAGUCGCCGAUAGAGCUUUAGCAGUUGCGGCGAGAGGUAAAACGUUAUGGAGUCGAGCGAUACUAUCGAAAGCUGUGAAACUCAAAUUCAGGAAACAGAAACGGCAGAGAAUCUCACAUCCGGUGACGACGACGACGACGAUAACCACCGGGAGUAUCAGGUCAAAGAAACAGAGAGCGACGGUUUUGAGGCUUAAGGCUAAAGGUUUGCCAGCUGUACAGAGGAAAGUGAAACUUCUGAGCCGGUUAGUUCCCGGUUGCCGUAAACAAACAUUACCGGUGGUUUUAGAAGAAACUACUGAUUAUAUAGCUGCCAUGGAGAUGCAGAUUCGUACUAUGACUGCGAUUCUCUCCGCCGUCAGUUCUUCUCCUCCGCCGCCGCCGCCAGGUCAUGAUGGGGGACAAACACACAUGCUUGGUUAGUUGGCCAAACUGUCCUUUUAAUU